This is a messenger RNA of Cadophora gregata, 6319 nucleotides long. RefSeq names its product Actin-like protein (gene RO4). The record is from RefSeq and is a predicted model, not a curated record. The transcript has 3 exons. NCBI's taxonomy places the organism in Eukaryota, Fungi, Ascomycota, Leotiomycetes, Helotiales, Ploettnerulaceae. Bases 466 to 1401 code for a protein of 311 amino acids.
GGACUAUGGAAGCAUCAUGUGCAAAUAGAGACCGUGGCAGAACCUCAAAUCCAAAGGUAAAUAAAACUUUACAGGUGUUGGUUUUUGGAAGACCUACGGGUUAAUAUGGCCAACGUACAUCAUAUGAUGGUUCACAUGUCUGCUUUCCAUUGUUGACAUUGUGCUGGAGCUGAAUACUGCUAAAUGCCAAGAUAUCUCGCCUAAUCAAGCUCCCCUGCAUUUCAAUCAACCAUCGCGUACCUGAGAUUUUGGCAGACGCGAACCUCUCCCGCAGCUGGAGGUCGCAAACCACCAACCACCAUCGCCCACCAGCUCCCAGUCACCAUUAAAAGACGUCUAUCCAGAUCUUACUUUCGAAACUUACAAAAGGACGCAAUAACCUCACAAAACCGCACAUUUCCAGCCUUGCCCUGAGCUCCAAAAGGCCAGCUGCAAAGGGCAUCCACCCUCCCUUUAAAUCUCACCAUGGCAGACCUCCUUCACAACGCCCCCAUAGUCCUAGACAACGGAUCCGGCACAAUUCGUGCAGGAUUCGCCGGCGACGACCUCCCCAAAUGCUAUUUUCCGUCCUUCGUAGGCCGGCCGAAGCAUCUGCGGGUGUUGGCUGGCGCAUUGGAAGGCGACGUGUUUAUAGGGCAGCGGGCACAGGAAUUGAGAGGGCUGCUGAAGAUUCGGUAUCCAUUGGAACAUGGCAUUGUUACUGAUUGGGAUGAUAUGGAGAGAAUCUGGGAAUGGGUUUAUGGGGAGGGUUUGAAGACUUUAAGUGAAGAGCAUCCAGUCUUAUUAACAGAGCCACCUCUCAAUCCACGAAGUAAUCGCGACACGGCCGCGCAGAUCCUGUUCGAGACCUUCAACGUCCCAGCACUAUAUACCUCCAUCCAAGCCGUCCUCUCCUUAUACGCCUCCGGCCGAACAACAGGCAUAGUACUCGAUGCUGGUGAUGGUGUAUCUCAUGCUGUUCCUGUCUACGAAGGGUUCGCCAUGCCGAGUUCGAUACGGAGGAUAGAUGUUGCGGGACGAGAUGUGACGGAAUAUAUGCAGUUGCUACUACGGAAAUCUGGAUAUGUCUUCCAUACUAGUGCUGAGAAGGAGGUUGUGAGGAUGAUCAAGGAGAAGGUCAGUUACGUAGCGGCAGAUCCAAAGAAAGAGGAGAAGGAGUGGGCUGCGUCGUCAGGGAAGAUGGGUGGAGAUUCGAGAGUGGUAGAGUACGCUCUACCAGAUGGUAAUAAGAUCAAGGUAAAAGCUCCUUCCUGUGCGCAGCUCGCAGAAAUAAUAAUAUCCCAAAGAUCGGCCAGGAAAGAUUCCGCGCUCCAGAAAUCCUCUUUGACCCCGAGAUCAUUGGCCUCGAAUACCCUGGCAUCCACCAAAUCGUCGUCGAUGCCAUUAACCGCACAGAUCUAGACCUGCGCAAAUCCCUCUUCGGCAACAUCGUACUCUCUGGAGGCAGUACAUUGACGAAAGGCUUUGGAGAUAGAUUACUGCACGAGGUGCAAAGGCUGGCUGUAAAGGAUAUGCGGAUCAAGAUCUUUGCGCCGCCGGAGAGGAAAUAUUCGACUUGGAUUGGAGGCAGUAUUUUGGCUGGGCUAAGCACGUUCAGAAAGAUGUGGGUCAGCAUCGACGACUGGCAUGAGAACCCGGACAUCAUCCACACGAAAUUCACAUAGGCCCAUUUCCUUCCACCAACUACCUGGGCGCCUUCCUAUACAAACGCACCAUCUCGACAUCCAAUCCAAAUCAGCAUACCCUUAAACUCAACACCUAUAGCAACUGAUGGAUAUUGCACAAUACUCUCCAAAGGACAUGCCUCUAAUCCCCUCCCAUUGAAACGGAUGCGCGAAUCGCCUAAUGAAGGGCUAGUUCAUGUGUACAAGCGAAAGAGGACAGGCAUGAAUAGCAGGCGUAAGGGAGUUUUGAGACGUCUACUUCUUUGCAGAAGGGAUAGAGGCGUAUUCAGGGUGCCGUGGGACUUUCUAAAUGCCUUACUGCCAACUUGUACAUCAUUUGUCUGUGUACACUGGCUAGCCGCUCCUGUCUUUCAGAAAACAGGCGAGCUGCUAUCCGGCUACCUACCCACAUACCAUUCCUCAAUGAUACCCACCUCAUCAACCAAUACAAGCUUCCUCGGUGUGGACCCAUGUGAUGACAACUUGACCACUGAUGAAUCCAUAGAAUGUGAUAUGAUCUUAACGCCUUGAGUAUAUUACUCUACAAAUGCAAUAAACAUUAUUCACGUUUCACAUGACCAUAUCUAUAUCACGGCACAUCAAAUAUCAAUCGUACAGCCGGAAAGAGCGAGUACGUGCAACGAUCUUAAUAUCCCAUUCAUUCUAGGCCUCCAUCCUCUGCGCAAAGAAUACAACCUCCGUAGAUAGAUAUGCAGCUAAAUGCAGUUCUGCCCUGUUCUAUCCUGUCCGUUCCAAAAAAGCCUACUACCCAAUACCAUAACAGACCUGAUCAGAGUAAACUGAGUAAGCGGAAAAGGAGAAUCGUUGUCAUCAUGAAGUAACCAAAUAGUGCCUUCUUGCCCCUUCCUCAUCAUCCGAUCAUCCUCGCAGCCCAGUCCAUUAACUCCACCCAUCCAUAUCGUAGCAUCUCGUCUCGAGGAUAAAUGUCCAAUCCAAUAACGCCUGCCAACCCAACCCAAUGCACCGAUCUAGCAAUCAAUGAAACCUAUGCUUCCCAAAAACGCCAAGAUCAUCGUACAGAGACUUUCAAAACGACUCAUCCCAAACCACCUCACGCUGUCACAGCGCCAGCCUCACUCUCCUCCACCCUCUUGGCAAUCUCCUCGUACCAAAUCCCAUGACUCUCUCUGUCGAGCGCUCCAACCCUUGCCAUCUCCUCGACAAUCGCUCCAACCCUAUGCACAAACUCCGGCAAUCCCAGACUAGCAAGCCUCUCACUCGCGGUACUCGCGCUCUUGACUUUCUCCUUCUCCGUGUUGGCGGCAAGCCUGCUCAGGAUGUGGCCUCUGAGUCUUGUCAUAAGGAGUCUAGUGACGGGGUCGCGGAGCUCGAUGGCCCCUGAGACGGAGGAUGCGGAUGUUGUGACGAUACGGAGGACGAGGUCUUUGAUGUGGUUCUUUGUUGCAACGGGCAUGCUCCGUGAGGACUCGAGAGCUGCUUGGAUGCCUUGGCUGGCUUGCUCGGGUGUCUUGGCGUUCUCGAGGACGGAGAAGAUGCGUGUUGCUUCUGUUUUCCACUGGCUGCGGACGUCUCUCUUGAGCAUAUUCUUGCAUUGCAGGAGAAUUGCACCGGAAGUAACAAUGCGCAGCACGUCAGCUCGAAUGCGAGUUAUGCGCUUCAAGUCCAGUUCAAGAGUCUCUGGAAUAGGUAAUGAAUAGUCGAGUGACGUGAAAACGUCCACAAGCAUCUGUGUAUACAUCUUCUCAGGAGUGGGUCGGGCCCUUGUCAAGUUGACCAUUUCCGGAUCUCUUUUGGCAUGUUCAGCAACAACUUUGGUCCUGGCUUCUCUCCAAGCAGUCUCAGUUACUGGCAGGUUGCUGGCUGUUUCCUCUAAGAUCUGGCCGAAGAUAGAAGUUUCGUAUUCUGUUGCAUUCUUGAUUAGAGCUGGAGCAGCCUGUUGCAGCAUGAAGUUGGCAUAAUCAAGCUGCAUAAGAUCGAUACCGUGCAUUAAUGCUUGUAGGCGCUCUACAACGUCUCCAUUCUGCAUCUUGUUUUCGACAACCUCCUUGAUCUCCGCGUCACGGAAUGGAGCACAGAGUUUGGGAAGAAGCGAGGCCAUGAAAGAAAAGAAUUUCUCAUAAGAGAAGGAUCCAGCCUGCAGCUCGCGAGCCACAACUUCAUUGUCGAGUGCUUCGCCAAUCAUUUGAUGCGUGGAAUUGCCCUCUUUAAGAAGUUGCUGAAGUCUCGUUCUGAUAUUCUCUGCCAUAGCAAGAACCCAGAUGUCACUGUUUCCCGAGGCAAUCUCUUGGCGCAUUUUAUCAAAAACUGCUUGCAUGAUGGUGGUUCUCUCUUCAAGAGCGUCCUCGUCGAUACGAUACUCACGAUUGAUGGCAAUUUCGUGAGUAACGAUCCUGUUCGGAGGCAGUAUUGGCCUGGCGAUGCGAAGCUCAUCAGCGUACGAUUUCUGGUAUCUCUGAGGAGUAGGCGGAGGUGUCAAGGUCUGCAACUGGGAAUCAACCGCCUUCUCUGAAGCUGCCAGAUCAGCCAAAGGAGGUUGUUCGGGCUCAACAGACUCGGCAGCACGAGGCCGGGAGUCUCCAAUUGGCUUCUUCACAGCCUUGACUUUCCGCGCUUCUCGGAUAGCAUUCGUAAUCAACUUCUUGCCUUGCUGUGCACCAGCAAGUCUCUUGAUUCUCACCAUGAGCUUGAGUUGAUUCUCUCGAAUGCCAUCUCGGUAAGAGUCCGUCACGGCUUCUUCAGUACUGUCCUUGACAGACUGCCAGAUGGAAUCCAAUUCCACAAACUGCAGGACCAUCAUAUCUAUGAGAGUCGUUGAAUCUCUAGCUUUCCAAGCAAUGAAAGCAUUGAAGAAAGUAGCAUAUACUUCUGACAGAGUAGAAAGCUGUGUCUGCGGAGGCGUAUAGCUAUUUGCAGAGUUCAGGCGCGACAGCACAUUCUCGAAAGAAAUGAGCAAAUCUCGAGCCUUUGCUACGAGGUCCUGCAACUGUGGAUUAGCCAGAUCAUCUCUCCGCAUUGGUAACACUCCCACCUGCUCCUGCUCCUGAAUGUCAACCUUUCCACUGAGAACCUGGGUUGGAUGGCCGAGGAUGAGGAAAGCACUGAGGAAAGUACGGACUGCAGUCAUUUCGUUGACUGAGCCUGUCUCUCCCUCCUUCAAUCCACAUAUUCUAAGGAUCUGGGCCGUGCCGACAAGGACCUUCUCCUGAGCCAAUAAAUCGACCACAUUUUCGAAGGUUGUCUCGCGUACGCUAUCGAUUGUGAGACCGAGAGCCGCAAAGUCCUUCAGAGCUCUGGCCCUUCGAUGUACCCUCCACUUCUGCUGGAUCCUCAAUGCGGCUGUCUCCUCGCUGAUACUCUCACGAACAGAGGGCAAUGGUGAUGUGCUUUUCCGUGGCUGACUCAGAGAUCGUCCUCUCUUCGAGGAGUGCCCUCUGCUAAGGAUUUCCUCUCUCCUCCUCUCAGCCUCCGCGAGUCUCUCCUCCAUUUCCCUCCUCAAUUUCUUGCCCUCCGCUUCUCUCUUCUCCUUCAUAGUCUCCGCAAUCCCCUUCGCUCUCUUAACCUCCUCAGCACAGGCGGCCACAAUCUCCGCAAGGUUCUUUUCCCUUGCAUGCUGGGCAGCCAACGCUCUCUCCUCGCUGUUCGUGGUACUUCUUGGCGCGGCCUUCGCAACAGCAGCCCUCAAACGUACUUUCUCCGCGUGUGCAGCUCGGUCCGCCAAUCUAGCCUUUCUGUCUUCAAUGAUCGAUGCACGGCGCAAGUGCUGCGCAAUAUAGUUGCUCUGCGAGCCUCCAUGACGACUAGAGAGCUGUGACUGGUGUGAGUGUGCAGAGGAGAUCGAAUUGCGCCGGGACGAGGCGGCGGAGGACUUGCGACGGUUGGUCGUAGGGCGGUAGAAGCGUGCAGCUAUGCGCGGAGGAGGAGUAUGGAUGCGAUGGUCGAUUGCUUCUUCGUUGAUCAGGUCGAGGUCUUCGGGGAUGUCCUCGGGGAUUUCGGAAGGGCCUGUUGACUCUGCCAGGUUGCGAUCAGGGUCGCUGAGGUUCUCUGAAGCGCGACGCAUCAUGAAAUGCUGUAUUUGUCUGAAAGGUAGACGUCGUCUUAUAACAGAGGAGUUCGUCUCUCUAUACGAAUAUCUAUCGUCAAGUCUGUCGCACGUAUGCCGCAGUGCCGGGUUCAAGUGAGUGUAUCUGGUGGCUGGUGAAGAGAAGCACGAGGUGUGGGGUGAAGUCCAUAUAACGAUGACGGCUGCAGAACAAGCUAUGCCCAAAGAGAAGUACAGAGAAGAGAACGAAUGCGGGUAAGGUAAGCAGACAGCGGGCAGUGCAGGUGCAGGUGCAGGUGCAGGUGCAGGUGCAGGUGCAGGCGCAGGUCGAGAGAAGGGAGAAUGUGGAAAAGAAGGAGGCUGGUUGAAGGUUGAAGGUUGAAGAUGUCGUAAGAGGCCUCGACCGAGUCUUUGGCUUCCUUGCCUUUCCCUGCUGGACCACCAAAGCUAAGCCAACGCAACGCAACGCAAUGGAACCCUCACAAACAGAACGCUGGGUGCGCUUGGGCAGCUGGUUGCGGGCGGGAUGUGAGUGCUAGGCUGCUUCCGUCGCUAGCCACGAUGAUUACCGAGCAUCAAACUACCGCAAGGGAAGAAGCAGCGAGAAGCAUCAUUUUAUUGAUUGCCUCCUCUU